This is a messenger RNA of Parastagonospora nodorum SN15, 306 nucleotides long. RefSeq lists its product as hypothetical. The transcript has 2 exons. The record is from RefSeq and is a predicted model, not a curated record. Bases 1 to 306 code for a protein of 101 amino acids. NCBI's taxonomy places the organism in Eukaryota, Fungi, Ascomycota, Dothideomycetes, Pleosporales, Phaeosphaeriaceae.
AUGCUUCCUUGUAGGAAGCUCGUUGCUCCGCUUCAACGCUCGCAUGUCACAAUCCGUCGCGAGCCGCAUCAACAGCGUGCCCAGGUGACGUGGUCAUGCCGACAUGCCGGUGGAGCACGAGAACUGCUUCUUCUCUUGGAUGCCGAAGAGAAAUUGCGCCGGCAAAACGACAUGGCUAUCAAAAGGAUGUCAAGAAUCGCAAUAUCAAAUUUCGCAUCUAGUGCGCUCGUCAAGCUCAACAGCUCCAGAGCAUCGGACACGGCUCCCGCGGGUGAGAUGGAUCCUAGCCGAGAAGAUGCCGUGUAA